GAUUCACGAGGGAACUUCAAAUUUUAAAAAUAAAUAUCGCAUGCAUAUGACUAGAGGUGUUUUUAUUUAAUUCGCACUGAAGAAAUUAAAAUGGAUUGCGUAAAAACUAUUGAAGAGACAGAGCAAAUAGCGGAAAAUGAAGAGGAUGAGGAAAUUGAUGCUGUAGAAGAUGUAGAUACCAAAGAUCCCGCUAAAAAGAAGAAAAAGAAAAAAAAGAAGAAGAAGACAGCAGGAGCCGAAGAAGUUGCAGUUAAGAAUAAUGAAGAGGGGUUAGAAAAACAAGCACAAGCAUUGUCGGUUGAAAACAAUGUUGGUGAUGGAGAAGAAAAAAAGAAGAAGAAAAAGAACAAAAAUAAAAACAAAAACGCCACAAAGGCUCAGACAAACCCACCAACUAUUCCUAUUGCGGAACUGUUCCCUGAUGGUAAUUUCCCUGAGGGACAGAUAAUGGAGCAUGGUCCAGCUGAAGGUAUUGAUGAGAGAACUGCUAAAGAUAGAUUUUCUAGCGAAGAAAAGAGAGCAUUAGACCGAAUGCACCAAGAUAUCUACCAGGAAAUUAGGCAUGCAGCUGAAGCACAUAGACAAACUCGGCAAUACAUGCGAGAUUGGAUUAAGCCUGGUAUGACUAUGACACAAAUAUGUGAAGAAUUGGAAUCUACAGCUAGACGUCUCAUUGGUGAAGAUGGUUUAAAGGCAGGCCUCGCUUUCCCUACUGGCUGCAGUCGUAAUCAUUGUGCUGCACAUUACACACCAAAUACUGGGGAUAAUACCGUCCUUGAAUACGACGACGUCGUAAAGAUUGACUUUGGUACACACAUUAACGGACGAAUCAUUGAUUGUGCAUUCACACUGCACUUCAACCCACGCUAUGAUCCUUUAGUGAAGGGAGUGCAGGAAGCCACCGAGGCUGGUAUCAAGGCAUCUGGUAUUGAUGUGAGGCUAUGUGAUGUUGGUGCUGCAGUACAAGAGGUAAUGGAAUCACAUGAAGUAGAAUUAGAUGGUACAGUUUAUCAAGUGAAACCUAUCCGUAACCUUAAUGGUCACUCCAUUGGACCAUAUCGUAUUCAUGCUGGUAAAACGGUGCCAAUCGUGAAGGGUGGUGAGACAACUCGUAUGGAAGAAAAUGAGUUCUAUGCAAUUGAAACUUUCGGCUCAACUGGCCGGGGACAAGUCCACGACGAUAUGGACUGCUCUCAUUAUAUGAAGAACUUUGAUCAACAAUUUGUGCCUUUAAGAUUACAAUCAUCAAAACAGCUGUUGAACUUGAUCAACAAGAAUUUCGGCACGCUCGCAUUCUGCAAGCGGUGGUUGGAGCGCGCUGGUGCAUCGCGCUACGCGAUGGCGCUCAAAGACCUCUGCGAUAAGGGCGUCGUGGACGCGUACCCGCCGCUCUGCGAUAUUAAGGGCUGCUACACCGCGCAGUUUGAACACACAAUCCUGCUAAGACCCACGUGCAAGGAAGUGGUUUCAAGAGGCGAUGAUUAUUAAUGCAUAAUUCACGCUACACCAUGCCCCGAACCAUGGUCAGGCAUUAAUCACUUCAUACAAAAACUAUACAAUGAUGUUUGUACAAGGCUGGCGACACGGUGUAGCGUAAAGCAUGAUAACAACGGUCCAGACAUAUGCUUAUUCUUACGACGAAUUUUUAGGGCUGGCAUCCCCGGCUGUGACAGAUGACACAUUCAAUGAAGAGUGGUGUGAAGUGUUUUUUAAUGUUUUGGUGAUUUGGUAGUUGAAUUAUGUUGAUAAAAUUCGAUUUUCAAAUAGACUGAUGUAAUCAGACUCUGAUACUUUUUAAUAAUUAUUGAACCAAAUUUUGUCCAAAUCAAGUGUUUCUUUGCUGGGUCAUCAGUCCUAAUAAUUUAUACAUGCUAUAUUUUUACGUUCUAACAAUUCAAGUUUGCAAUAAGCCCGCGGCUUUAAAACUUUUACUCAAAUUAUUUAAGUUUAACUUGUUGAUGUCAAUAUUAACUCUUUUUUUUUUGUGAUUUUGUUUAUUAUAACUAUAUAUUGUAUCAGUUUUUGUAGAGUGUAAGAUACAGCUGUGUAUUCUGACCAUUGUCAGUCAAUACAAAUUAACCUUUAAAUAAAGUUAUGUAUUUUA
Messenger RNA from Colias croceus (clouded yellow), 2104 nucleotides. It is a transcript of the gene und, whose product is annotated as methionine aminopeptidase 2. The coding region runs from base 91 to 1488 and encodes 465 amino acids. Lineage: Eukaryota; Metazoa; Arthropoda; Insecta; Lepidoptera; Pieridae. The record is from RefSeq and is a predicted model, not a curated record. The transcript is spliced from 8 exons. Gene Ontology annotation, molecular function: metalloaminopeptidase activity. Gene Ontology annotation, biological process: proteolysis.